AUGCAGAGCAGACAAGGAUACUGCAGCUACUGCUGCGUGCGCUAUAGUAACCUGGAACAGCACAUGGCCAGUGCCCAGCACAGAUACUUGACCACCCAGAAUCGACAGAGGAUGGGCACCACGAGCUUGAUGGAACGAUUCCUGCAGGACGUGCUCCGGCACCACCCAUAUCAUUCUCAAGAAAACAGAUCAACCCAACAUGAGAGACUUCUUAUGAAUACUGCGCCACCUCCUGAAGUGGUUCCUGUUGAUGAUUCUGUUUCUGAAGAAGCAACUGAGGAUGCUGCUGGCGUAAAAGGAGAGAGCUCUAGCAAGGGUUCUGAACCUAGUAAAGAGUUACAUGCUAGACCUGGCAAAUCUCAGGAAUGUAUACAGGGUGUUUCAGUAAGACCAUCAGUUAUUCAAAAACUGGAGAAGGGACAGCAGCAACCCUUGGGUUUCAUUCAGAAAAUUGGGAGUGGCAUGAAAGAAUUUAACCCAGUUGGUAUUGGUCAAGCUACACAUACUAGACCAAGCUUAAUAUGUCCGUCAGUGAUUUCUAGUGCUCCUGCUAGUUGUUUAGCUGGAAGUUCCUUUGACAGACCAGUUACACCUAAAACAACUAAGUUAGCAGCAGCAGCCAGUUCGGAUUCAGUCAGAAAAUGUGACCCGAACAAAGUUGACAGAUACCUUGAACAGCCAGACAGGGGCUCUAGAAAUCCUGUGCCGCCGUCCAACCUAGAAACUUCAGUUUCGUAUCAGAAACCUAAAGAACCAAAUAGGAAAUCUUUAGGUACAAAUUCAGAUAAAUUGAUUAUACAGGAAGCUGUAAAAUCUCAGCGUAAAGCUUUGUCAGCUGGCGCUAAAGUCCGUGAAUUUAUGGGUACUGAAGGCUCCUUAAAAUCUGAAUCUCUUUCCAAAUUAGCUGUCAACCAAGCAAUCAGCCUGAAUAAAAGUGGCAUGCCUUCUAAUAAGGGAACCUUUGAAGAUGCUACAGCAAAGCACCGUGAGAAAUUCCUUUCUGGUAUGGAUCAUACCCAAGAGGAAAAGCAUUUGGUUUUUAAUAAGUCAGCCUUUUUAGAACAGAAGAGCUCAGUGAUUUCUGCAGUGAAAUUUGCUCGUGGCUCUCUUCAGUCAGCGUCUGAUCAACCCGAAGAGACUGCACAAGACCUUUGGAAGGAGGAGCAAACUGACCAAGAAGAUAAAAACUAUGAUUCGAGAGCUUCUGAAAUGAGUUUUGACUGCAGUUCCCCUCGUUCACUGACUGAUGAAUCUAAGGUGACUGCCAAAGAAGUAGACCUUUCAAAGGAAGCGUACGCAGAUUUGCAGUGUAAGAAUAAGACAUCUUUCAUUUCUGUGGUGAGUUCGGAUCGUGAUGGCUCUCUUCCUUUAGCUACCAACCGAACUCAAGUAAUCGUUAAAGGUGUAAGUGCUCAGAAGGCAAAGCCUAUUAGCCUGGUUGAUGAAAGCUAUGAAUCUAGUGAUUCUGAGAUUAAUUUUGAAUGUGAUGCCUUACUUCAAUCAACUGAUGACUACCCCCGGCAACCUGCAAAAGAAGGAAACCUUCCUAAAGAGGAACACAUUGACUUGGUUGAUAAGAACUAUGGAUCUAGUAGCUCCGAAGUAAGUACUGAUUCUCCGUUUCCUCUUCAGUCAGUAGGUGACCAACUCCCAGUGGCUGUCACAGAAGCAAAACUUGAGAAGGUUCACAUCGGCUUGGUUGAUAAGAACUAUGGUUCAAGUUGUUCAGACACAAGUAUUGAUAACGAUGCUUCUCCUCAGUCUGUAGUUGAGCAUCCUCACCUGGUUGUCAAAGAAAGAAAUGUAAAGGAUAGACAGGUCUACCUGAAAGAUAAGAACCUUAAAUCCAGCAGUGCUAAAGCCCAUCUUGAUUAUGCUGUCUCCCUUGAGACAGUGACUGAUGAAUCUCAGAGGGCUGUUGAAGACAUACACCUUCUGGAAGAGAAGAAUGAACCUGUGGAUAUGAACUAUGAUUCUCAUGGUUCUGAAAUGAGUUUUCACACUGAUGCUCGAUUGGUGGCUGGCCAGUCUGGAGUAAUAGUUAAAAAAGUGAACGCUCGAGAAGUAGCUCUUGACCUGGAGGAUAAGAGUGUUAAAUCUAGCAAUUCUGAUCAAAGUUCUGAUUCUCGUGCCUCUCUUUAUCAGUCACCUAGUGAUCAACGUGAAAUAAGUCUGAAAGAGUUAAAUGUUGACAUGGAAGUUAAGAGCUAUGGGUGCUCCAGUUCUGAGCUGACUUUUGAAUCUGAUCCCCCUGCUAUGUCAGGUACUGAACAUUCUGAGAUGGACAUGGAAGAAAUAAGAAAGAGGCACAUUAACUUGGAAGGUGAGCACUCUGGGUCAAAUAGUUCUGCAAUAACUUUUGACUCUGAUAUUCUUCUUCGCUCAGGAGUUGACCAGCCUCAAGUAGCUAUUUAUGUGGAAGAACCGAGUCAUCUGGACAAUCAGACUAAUAAAUCUUGUGUUGCUGAAGUAACUUUUGAUUCUGAUAUACCUGUUCAUUCGGGGACUAAUCAACCUGAACUGGCUGUUAAAGACAUAAUCAUUCAGAAGGAAGAAUAUAUACACUUAGGGAGGAAGAAUGAUGAACCCAGUGGUUCUGAAAUAAGUUUGGAUUUUUAUGUCCCUUCUCAUUCAGUGACUGACCCUCCUGAAGUAGCUAUGGAAAAGCUAAAUCUUCAAAAAGAAGAGCAGAUAUACUUAGAAAAUAAGGACAAUGAGCCUAGUGGUUCCGAAUUAAGUUUGGAUUAUGGUAUUUUUCAUUCAAUGACUGGACAUUCUAACAAUCCCCUUAAAGAAAUGAAUCUUCAGGAAGAGUGCAUACACUUGGGAAAUAAAGGUAAUGGGCCUAGUGUUUCUGAAAUCAGUUUGAAAUCUGACCUUUCUUAUCAUUUAAUGACUGAUCAUCCUAACAUAGCUGUUAAAGAAAUAAGCCAUCAGAAGGAACACAUGUACUUACAAGAUAAGGAUAAUGCAUUAAGCGUUUAUGAAACAAGUUUGGAUCCUGGUGUCCAUCUUCAUCAGUCAGUGACUCACAAGCCUGAAACCGCUGUUAAAGAAAUGUGGCUCCAAAAAGAAAGGCAUGCUAAAUUCAAAAGUAAAAGUCCUAAAUUUAGUAGUUCUGCAACAGGUUCUGACAUCCCUCAUUAUUUAGUGACUGAACCUCAGAUAGCAGUCAAAGAAAUCAAUGUUCAGAAAGAACAACAUGUUCUAGAAAAAAAGAGUGAUAAAUACAGCAGUUCUGGAAUAAUGUUUGGGUCUCAUGUCCUUCCACACUUAAUGACUGAAACGCCUCACAUUGCUGUUUUGAAGGAGGACCGUGUUGUCCUAGAAGGUCAGAGUACUGGAGCUAGAGGUUUUGCAGUAAAUUUGGAUACUGGUGCCCCUCUUCAUUCAGUCAUUGGCCAACCUCAGCUAACCCGCCUGAAGGAACAAAAUGUUCAUCUGGAAGAUAAAAACCGUGAAUCUAGUCAUUUUAAGAUAAGAUAUGAUUGUGGUGACCCUCAUCAGCUAUUGACUGGACAAUUUAGGGAAGUGGUUAAGAAAACAAACCUGAGGAAGGAAGGGAAAGUUGUAAUGAAAAAUAAAAAGGUUCAAACUAAAGGUUCUAAAUUAAUACGCUCUUCUGGUGUUUCUCUUCAGUCUGUGGCUGAUAAACCUGAAGGGGCUAUUAAACGAGUAAAUCCAGAGAAUGAAGGUCAUGUGAACGUGGAAGAUAAGAGCAGCCAAUGUAGUGGUUCUGAAGUGAGUUUGGAUUCUGAUUUCUUGGUUGAGUCAAUAAUUGAUCAACCUCAAGUAACUAUUUUGGAUCAGGACCAUACUGAGCUAGUAGAAGAUAAGCACAGUCAAUCUGGUGGUUCUGAAAUGAGUUUUGAUUCUGAGGAUCCUCUUCAGUCAGUGGCUGAGCAGGUUAGAGAAACUGUUAAAGAAAUAACCCUUUGGAAGGAUGAAGUUGAUGUGGAAGAUAAGAGGGAUGAAGCUGAUGUGGAAAAUAAGAGGGAUGAAGCUGAUGUGGAAGAUAAGAGGGAUGAACCCAAGGGUUUUGAAAUGAUGUAUGAUUCUAAGGUCCUCUGUCAGUCAGUGGCUGCCCAAACUGAAGAAGUCGUUAAGGGGAUGAACCUUUGGAAGGAGCAUGUUGACAUGCAAGGGACGAUUGUGGAACCUAGUGAUCCUAAAAUAAAUUUUGAUUCUAAUGAACCUCUUCAGUCUGUGCCUAAUGAAAUUCAAGAUGCUAUUGCAGAAAUAAAUCUUCUGAGGGAAGGACAUGUUUGUCUGGCUGAUAAGGACUAUGAACCCAAUGAUUCUGAAAUAAUUUAUGUUUCAAAUGUCCCUCUUGAAUCAGUGGUUGAGCAACCACACCUUUUGGAAGGGGAACAUGCCAGUUUGGAAGACAAGAGCACUAUCGCUUGUCCUGAAAUAACUUUCAUUUCUGAUGGUCAUCUUCAGUCAGUGGCUGACCAGCUUCAAAAAUCUGUUAAAGAAGUCAGUCUUUGGAAGGAAGACCAUAUUUACCUGGAAGAUAAGAGCUACAAACUAGGUGACUUCGAGGUAAGUUAUGAUUCUGAUGUUCCUGUUCACUUUGUGAUUGAUCAGUCUCCUUUGGCUGUCAAAGAAAUAAACUUGCAAAAUGACCUAGAAAAUAAGAGCUGUGGACCUAGUGUUUUUGAAAUAAAAUGUGAUUCUGGUAUUCAUUUGCAGUUAGAAGUUGACCAGUCCGAAGUGGUGUGCAAAGAAAUAGAUCUUCCGAAAGAAGGGCAUCUUGGCAUGGAAGUAAAGACCAGUGAACCUAGUGAUUCAGAAUUAAUGUGUGAUUCUGAUGUCCCUCUUGAAAUAGUGGUUAAUGAACUUCAAGUGUCAGUUAAAGAAGCAAAUCUUCGAAAGAUGCUCUUUGUGGACCUGGUGACCAGUGAUAGUGAUUGUGAAGUGAUUGCGGAGUCUGAUAUGCCUUUUCAGCCAGUGAUUGACUCACCUCACAUGACUGUCAAAGAAAUUAAUUGUAUAAAUACGGAAGGCUAUGAUCUAGAAGGUGAAUGCUGUGACUCUUGUGGUUCUGAAAUAGGAUAUGUUUGUGAAGCCUCUCCUCAGUCACUGGCAAACCAGUGCAAAGAGACUUUCAAAGUGGUAAACCAGAAGAAAGACUAUAUCAUUCUGCAGGAGUCAAGCUGUGAGUCUUACGGUUCCGAAAUAAAUUUUCAAAUCGACCCCCCAGAUCGGUCUGUGACUUACUCAUCACAAGAGUCUGAUAAAGAAAUGGUGAAAAUUAUUGACUCAGAAGAGAAGAGUUGUGAAUCGGAUAGUCCUAAAACAGAUUUUAAAUGGGAAGACGAUGCUGAGCCAACGGCUGAGCAGCUCCAGGAAGAAGACAAAGGAAUCAACAUUUGUCAAAGGAAAGGUCUAGAAACCGGUGGCCGAAAAGAAAAGCACUGUGAAGCUACUGUUUCUGCAGUGCGUUGUAGUGUCUCUUCUGGGUCAGCAGUCCAUCAGAGGGCUAGUAAGGGAAAGAUUUUGAAGUUAAAACAUGCAGAUCCAGAAAGUAUGAGCUGUGAACCAUGUGGUUCUGGAAUGAGUUUCCAGUGCUCUCUUCAAUCUGACGCUGACCAGCCUCAAGAAGCCGUUAAUAAAACGGGACUCUACAAGAAGAUGUCUCUGGACCCAGAAGAAACAAACCGUGAUUCCCACCCAACCUCUAUUUUCAUAGUUGAUCCUGCCAGGAACCUGGAAAAGGUAAAGGAAGUCAUAGAAGACGAUCCUGAUGAACCUGUCCUUGAAGCCUUGCCUCAUGUCCCUCCUUCAUUUGUGGGGAAAACGUGGUCUCAGAUAAUGAGAGAAGAUGACAUGAAAAUUAAUGCUCUUGUGAAAGAAUUUAAGGAAGGUCGUUUCCACUGUUACUUUGAUGAUGACGGUGAGACCAGGAAGAUAAAAAAAAAAAAUUUGAAUGAAGAAAAAAAGAUUACCUGGACUGACGCGAGUCAGGACACUACCGCAAUUCAAGUUCUUUCAGAUUGUGAUGAUAAUGUAGGUGGCGUUUCAGAUACCGAUGACUUUCCAGUGGCCUUAGAUAAAUCUAGCCAUCAUUCUACAGUCAAGAGGCCUUAUUAUGAACAAUCAUGGCGACUGGCUGCUCGAUGUCAGGCUGUAAAAGUCAGCCAUGGAACUCAAACCAAUUUCUCAAAUCAGUCAGACACACAAGACAGUGGACAGGAGGACGACUCGCCAACAGGGAAGCGUUCGCUUCAACAGGACAAAAAAACAAAAAAGAAAGUGAAAAUUGGAGCACACGAAUAUCCUGAAACAUGUACUAAAGUUCUGAAGCCUUUGCAACCCAAUGCCUUAGUCUACGUUAUUUCUUCAAACAUGAAAUUUCAGGACAGUGAAACUGCCAACUUCGCUAAAAAAUACCGCACCCCCAGAAGUCGGGAUGUUAGCAUAGAGUACAAAUACAAACGGAGCUCCUUUAAUUACUAUGACCCACUGAGUAAGGAAAUUGUAAUUAAUCCUCCUCUGAGCAUAGAUGUAUCAGACCCUGACAGAGUUAACUGGCUUCAAGCUAGUCUCAGCGACCUGAGCUCCAGUUCAGGUGAUGAAGACGCUGAAGACUGUGACCCAACAUCCGUUUUGACCAUAAGAGAUGAAUUGCUGGCCUAUCCGGGGGCCCCUGUUUCACCUGAGCGAGUGCCACGGCCGGGGACUUCGGGGACUUCCCGCGCGGGCGCAGCUCCGAAGGAAAGUAAUUUCCAGGUAACGCUCGUCACCAGCGACGCCGCCGGGACCUCUUCGGAAGCAGGUACCGGGAAGUUCUCAGAAGGUAAAAAGAAAAUUCAGAGGAGGGUGACAACGAAUGAUGACAAGCCAGACUUCCCCACGAAGGUUUAUAAACCGAUGAGUCUCCAGGCACAGCCCAGGAUCGCUUCCGAAAGACGGCCAAUUUGGAUUCAGACCAAAGUAAACGAUAUCAUUCGAAAGUAUCUUUCAAAAUACUCUUUCCUGCGUCGCAAGUAUCAGUCCAGGAGCGCCUUUCUCCGACUGCAUCUUAACCAGAAGAAAUGCGAACCCCCCAAGGCGAAGGCGGCGGCGAGGAGCACCACCCAUAUGGUUUUGAGGUCGUCGGUUCCGCCGGUGCCCGCAGAUCCGCCGGUUCCCUCGGAUCCGCCGGUUUCCCCGGUCCCGCGGCUUCCCUCGGCCCCGCGGGUUCCCCCGGUCCCGCGGCUUCCCUCGGUUCCCUCGGUCCCGCGAGCUCCGCCGGUGGCGGCUGGGGCGGCCGGGCCGGCUGAGGGGCGGUCCCUCCCGACCCCCGGCUCCGCCCCCAAGCCGCCGGGGCAGGGUGGGGCAGGCAGGAGGAGGAAUGGUAAGAAACGCUCUCGGAAGAAGAGAAGACGACUCUCCCGACCCGUGAAGAUCUACGCUUUGAGAAGCCUGUAUUCCCAGGUGCCCUACUCCGACAGGAUGAGGACUCGGCUCUCAAGCAAGCGAGAGGCCAACGAGACCGCCUAG
Molecule: messenger RNA, 7488 nt
Organism: Enhydra lutris kenyoni (northern sea otter)
Lineage: Eukaryota; Metazoa; Chordata; Mammalia; Carnivora; Mustelidae
Product: zinc finger DBF-type containing 2
Exons: 4
Coding region: 1-7488 (2495 amino acids)
Biological process (GO): epigenetic programming of gene expression; genomic imprinting
Molecular function (GO): nucleic acid binding; zinc ion binding
Source: RefSeq, a predicted model, not a curated record